Messenger RNA from Sitophilus oryzae (rice weevil), 3244 nucleotides. Its product is annotated as protein patched homolog 1-like. The transcript has 16 exons. NCBI's taxonomy places the organism in Eukaryota, Metazoa, Arthropoda, Insecta, Coleoptera, Curculionidae. Gene Ontology annotation, cellular component: membrane. Bases 456 to 3191 code for a protein of 911 amino acids. The record is from RefSeq and is a predicted model, not a curated record.
AUCAACAUAUUACUGCCAAAACUCAUAAUUAUUAUGCAAAAAAUUAACAACUAGUCUUAUUCAACAAUUAUUGUACUUCGAUCCUCUGAAAUUAAAAUUAAUGAAUUCGCGUUAAGCAGUGUCAUACGAUAUGUAUAUUAUGUUUUCGGGGAAUAUUUUGCAGGAACCCGUUGGUAAUUUUGAAAAAUGCGCUCACCUUGACUGUCAGCUGUAUUAUUUGUGCUUUGUUAUUAGUUAUAUCGAUUUGAGCAGGCAAGAAAACGUCAGUUACAAAGUGAGCGAGACUGGUUUAGGUUAUGCGGUUUAUGGUCAAGUGCAUAUUCAUUUUCUUUCAUUUUUUUAUUUGCCAGUCGAUGUAUUAGUGUACCGCACAAGUAUCGAAAAUCAAUUAAAAAAAUCUGUGUUAUUUGCCAGUUUUGUUUUUGUUUUAAAUCAAUUCGUUCGCUGAGCUUAAAAUGGUUUGUGAUAUUUUGCGCAAAAAUGUUUUUCAAAAAUUUACUUAUGGUGUAGUAACAACGACCGAAGCGUUUUUUUACAGGCUUGGUAUUGCCAUUGCUAAACAACCAAUAAAAACUAUCAUAAUCUGCUGGAUAGCUGUGUUCCUUAGCUCGUUUGGGUUCCUGAGAUUUCAUCAAGAGAAGAACCCUUUAAAAUUAUGGGUACCGCCACAUACCACUUUUAUCAGGGAUUCUGAAUGGUUGAUGAAGACGUUCCAGAGAGGUUUCAGCGACGAGGCAGUCAUAUUAGUGGACGAUGAUGUCCUAACACCAAAAGUUAUAUCGAAACUAGCUGAUAUUCAUAAUCAAAUAAUGUCUUCCAAAUCUGAAAAUAAUAUAACAAUGAAUGAUGUGUGCUUUAGGAUUCCUAGAGUAGAUAGAACUUUACUGAAGCUAUUAAUGACAGAUAGUGAAUAUGAAACUGACCCGAGUAUACAGAUGAGCCCAGCUCUAUAUUGUAGCUUUAUAGAAGCUAUGAAAAGCCAGUGCUAUACAAAAAGUAUUCUGGAGUUAUGGGACUACAAUAUGACGAAAAUAGCAGCUCUUACCAAAGACGAUAUUGUAAAUGCUGUAAAUACUUAUGACAAAAAUUUAAUAUUUGGUAAAUUGAAAAGUUAUGAAGAGCUACUGGGUGGAAUAGUAAGAAAUGAAACGGGACAUAUCAUUAAAGCUGCAGCUAUUCAGAACUAUUGGUUACUGUUGGUCAAUUUUUCUUCAGUUGACAUGGACAAGGCUGGUAAUAUGGCCGGAACUGGAGAAUGGGCCUCCGAAGAGGCCUUAGAAUGGGAAAUUAUCUUUCUAGAUUUAAUGGCAAAUAUUUCAAAGACUCUGGAUGGAUUUUACUACUUUGCUGGAAGAAGUUUUGGCGAUAUCAGUAACAAUUCGAUGUUCCAAGACAUAGAUAAGUUAUGCUUAGGUGUAUUUAUUAUGGUGCUAUACGUCCAGUUUGUCAUAUCAAAAUUUAAUUGGCUGGAGGCAAGGAUUGUUUUAGGUUCGGCUGGUCUCAUGGUUAUAUUAAUGGGUUUCAUCGUCGGAGCCGGAUUGUGUUCACUUUUUGGGGUAUUCUAUGGACCAGUACAUCUGUCCUUGCCAUUUUUAUUAAUGGGUUUAGGUGUUGAUGAUAUGUUGGUUAUCAUGAGUUGCUGGGAUGAACUGACGCAGGAAGAGAAACGACUGCCAAUGCACGAACGCAUAGGAUUAAUGUUAAAACACGGUGGUGUUUCCAUCACAAUCACAUCAUUCACCGACGUUAUAGCUUUUAUUAUAGGCUCUUCGACGAUACUUCCCUGUCUCGAGUCCUUUUGUAUCUACGCUGCUGUUGGAGUAUUCAUGACGUUCGUUUUUGCGUUGACUUUCUUCACAGCUUGCUUCGUAUUGGACCAGAAGAGAUUCGAGGACAACCGAAAUGGUAUCAUCCCCUGUAUUUCCCACGAAAAUUACAAACCGAACCAGUGCAGCCAGAGCAACAUAACAAACAGAGUCAUAGCAACGAUAUACUCGAAAGUAAUUUUAACAAAGCCGGGAAAGAUCUUUGUGGUACUGAUUACCCUCGUAUGUCUCGGAUUCAGUACCGAGAGCGCCUUGAAACUGGAGCAACGAUUCGACCCUAAAUGGUUCUUACCUAAAGGUACCCAUCUGGUCGAUUUCUUGGCAGCCAAGGAACAGUAUUACCCUGACGCCGGCUGGGAUGUUUCAAUGUACAUGGGCGCUUUAGAAUAUAAUCAAGAAUUGAUACGUAUAAAGGACGCGGUAGACAAACUGGAAAAUAUGACAGGGUUUGUGAGCAACGUCAUGUCUUGGGUAGAUCCGUUCAGGACCUUUGUUUUAGUCAAUUUUAAACAUGACAUUUACAAAGAAGACUUGGACGAAGGCAGAUUUAGUGUAUUUUUAUCAAAAUUCUUGCACAGUCCGAGAUACGCGAAAUAUCAAGGAAACUUCGUUUUUGAAACUGAUUUAGAAUGUGGAGCGCCCAUCCCAAAAAUUAAAAUGUCCAGCAUAGAUUUCAAUAUGAAAAGAUUUUCCGAUCCGAGAGAUCAUAUUAAGCCGAUGCACCAGAUACAAGAUGUAGCGGAAAAUGCUAAUUUCACGACAGGCGAUAGGUUUGCCACUACUUGGUCGAAAUUUUUCGCAAUGUGGAUUACAGACGAGUUAAUUGAUGUUGAAGUAAUGAGAAAUUUAGAGCUAGCUCUGAUUUGCGUAAUGGCUUGUACAAUCCUACUGAUCGCAGACUGGCAAAUUUGUUUUUGGAUAUUUGUUUGCGUUUUAAUUACUAUGAUCAACGUUUGCGGAUUUAUGCAGAGAUGGGGUCUCACAAUAGACUUGGUUUCCUGCAUAGGCUUAGAAUUGGCAAUAGGUCUAUGUGUGGAUUACGCUACUCAUAUUGGGCAUACAUUUCUGACAGUACACGAGGGAUCCAGACAUGAGAGAACUAUGCGAACGGUAACCUCUAUCGGAUCUGCUGUUUUAUAUGGAGGUCUCUCGACAUUUAUUGGAAUUUGUAUGAUGAGCCAGUCUGAUGCCUAUACGUUUCAGUCCUUCUUUAAGAUAUUCUUGCUUGUCAUUAUAUUUGGUCUAUUUCACGGGACUAUAUUUUUACCCGUAAUGUUAAGCUGGAUUGGACCAAGACCUUACCAGACAAAAUCGAAACCAAUACCUCAAGACGACGUAAUAGAGAACUGUACUGAAUUGACAUAGUAUUAGGAUAAUUUAUUUUGUUAGUUUACCAAAAAUUAAAUUAUUUUUUCAUU